This is a messenger RNA of Cottoperca gobio, 2828 nucleotides long. RefSeq names its product syntabulin (syntaxin-interacting) (gene sybu). The record is from RefSeq and is a predicted model, not a curated record. Bases 163 to 2148 code for a protein of 661 amino acids. Gene Ontology annotation, cellular component: cytoplasmic microtubule. Gene Ontology annotation, biological process: synapse maturation; axonal transport of mitochondrion. The transcript has 8 exons. NCBI's taxonomy places the organism in Eukaryota, Metazoa, Chordata, Actinopteri, Perciformes, Bovichtidae.
UCCGCCCGACAUCCACACAGCAGAGCAGAGCGGAGGCUGGCAGCACCAACACCAGCAGCACCAGCAGCAGAGGAACGACCCUUUGUGCUUCACCGACUCACGCGCAUCCUUCUGAGAGGAACCACCAUCACACAUCCAGAGGAAAACGCUGCGUGAAGCACAAUGGGACCGUUCCAAGAAUAUGAGGAAAAGAAGUCACCGGAGAAAGGAAGCCCCCGCAGCCGCAUCCCACGUUUGGUCCUCCAUCCCUCCCCACCGAAGGACAAAGGUUCGCCUCUGUCUGAUUCACCUUUAUCAGAGGAGGAGGGGAAGGAGGGCGACGUCAGCUCGGACCACUCCAAACGGACCAUCAGCACCAACAGCUUCUGCUCAGAUGACACCGGCUGCCCCUCUAGUCAGUCUGUGUCCCCCUCCAAAACCCCGUCAGGCUCAGAGCAGAGUGCCCACAGCUCGCCCAUACUCCCCGAGCGCAAGACCAAAGUGAAGAGGGUGAGGGUGAUGGCCGAGUGGAGCGGAGAACCACGGAGCGGCUCGAGGCACAAGAGGGAGCUGAGGUCGGCCAUGAAAGCCAGAGGUAGCGAGGCAGACUUCAGCUCCUCCAGCAGCUCAGGCAGCCUAAAGACCAGAGAGGGCCUCGCCUCCAUUUCAGCUGGCAAGAGAGCUCCUUCACGCAGUCGCGGCAGCUACAUCAGACCGCUCCCAGUGUUCAAACCAGCCGGGAGCCCCACAGCCAACCAUGAUGCAGAGCUCUACGCUCCCUACAGGACUCCUCCCAUAGCAGCCUCUUCAACCAACAGCAGCAGCUGCAACUCCAGCCCCACCGCCAGAAGAGCGAGCCUGGGCCGCUACCACUCCUGUGGAGACAACCAUGGCAUCAGACCCCCGAACCCAGAGCAGUAUCUCACCCCUCUACAGCAGAAGGAAGUGUCCAUCAGACACCUGAAGACCAAGCUGAUGGAGUCUGAGAACAGCGUCCAUGACAGAGAGACAGAGGUUGAGGAGCUUAAGGCCCAGCUCGGCAGAAUGAGGGAAGACUGGAUAGAAGAGGAAUGUCACCGGGUGGAGGCUCAGCUGUCCCUCAAAGAGGCUCGCAAAGAGAUCAAGCAGCUGCGUCAGGUGGUGGAAACUAUGAAGAGCAGCCUGAUGGAGAAGGACAAGGGCAUACAGAAGUAUUUUAUCGACAUCAACAUCCAAAAUAGGAAGUUGGAGUCCCUGCUGCAGAGCAUGGAGCUCGCCCAGAGCGGUGCCAACCUCCAAGAUGAAAACACCUUGGACUUUAUCUGCGACAGCCCCGAUGGCAGUGAGAAGAAGAUGGUGGGGGAGGAAGAGGGUGGGAUGGAGCUUGGAACCCAAGGGGCGGAGGCGAUGGCGGACAGCGGGCUGUUGGUGAACGAUGAGAUGGCCAACAGGGCGGACAUUUUAGACCAUAUCUUCAUGUCUACUGCGGUGGAUUUUAGUCAGGACUUGAGCAUGAAGCUGAGUGCAGUGUCUGGGCCUGGGGUGUCUGCGCUGUCAGAAGAGGGACAGUUGAUUGAUGAAUUUACUGCUCCAGCUCUACCAAACACAGUUUCCACCACCGUCACCAUCUCAAGCACAACUUCCCUGCAGAACACAGAAGAUAGAGGAAUCCAGACUGAGAUGACACCCUUGUCUCCAGACCUGCAGGCUCUGCUCCUCCAGCUGCUCAAUUUCCACGGGGCAACAGCUCUGUCGGCCUCCAGCAGUCUUCUGGCUCUCCCAAACCUGCCCACAUCCACUGCCACCACCGCCGAUCUACCCGACUCAACACCUCCCCCGCCCAGUCCUGCUUCCGCAGAGAGUCCCGAGACCUCGACGGAUUCCGGUAUGUGCAACUCGGAACCGACAGAAAGCCAACAGUUCAUGGAGGAGCUGGAUUUUAGCGUCGUCGAGGAGGAACAUUCUCUGUCGCCGGGAGUAGAUGUGGUCGAGAAGCGUUACUGGAGCAACAGCUUCCUGGUGGAUCUGGUUGCAGUGGCAGUCCCUGUGCUACCCACGGUGGCCUGGCUGUACUCGCGACAUGGUGUGGACGGAAGCGCUCCGGUGUACAACAUCGCUGCUCUCAUCAGGGGCUGUUGCAUCAUGGGAUUGCACUCUCUUCGUCACGUCGCUCACAGGCCAGAUGCGUAAAGGCUUGGACCCCUUCCGCAUGCACACAUUGAACUAAAAGCACUUAAGCAUCUUUUCAAGAGUAUUUGUGAGAUUUGUUGUGUGUUUUUGUUGAUCACUUAAUAUCAAUGCAGUUAUUUUAUUUGUAUUUUGUUUCCAACACUUGUUACUUUGCACUGUACAGUUACCAUGAUGGUGACAUGAAAGGGAUUAUUUAUAAAGGGGGGUCAUUUAUUUAUUUUAUUUAUUUAUCAUUAACAUGUAUAUGCUGAUCAUCUUGGUAGAUGGUUAUGUGUUAUCAUCAACUUGUGGUGUCCCCAUUGUUGUCCUCGUGUUUAAAAGGUAAAACAAUAAAUAAAGUUCUUUUUGUUAGGAUGAGGUCUUCAAGAGGUGAAAGAUUGAAUGUUUCUUUCGGUUUGAUGGGUUUGAAAAGUCCACAGUUUUGAGUUAUUGUCCUAAAAGAAUCCUUCAGCCAAAGCUUUAAUAUGAGUUCACUGUUAUUGUUUUGUGAAGAAGUAUAUAUAUUUUUUUUCCCUUUCCUGGGAGUAGAGCUUUAUUCGGUACAGCCUUGUGUAUUGUUCAUAGAAAUAAGUUAAUGCUUAAAGCAAUUGACACUUGUUAAUGUGCCUGAGCUAUGUGCAAUACUGGUGGUUUACAUCAAAUGUCCUUGUAUCUUUAUUAUUAAAGCAUGAUCAAAUUGG